AUGUCUGGGUAUUGUGAAGGCAGGCUUCGGCACCGAAAUGAUUGUGCAAAUUCACACAAAUCCAAUGAGUGUCUAAAGAAAGGUAUCAAAAACUUCCAUUGUGAUUCACCUGUUCAGGUUCCAUGUAGUUUGUGCAUUAGCCAAGCGACUAGACACCCGAUUUCUUCACCUGGAAUUUUUUGUUCGUUUUUGUUGAAUUGUCAGAAACCAAGCACAGAGUGGAGCGGUGAGCUGUCUGCGGCUGCCCAGUGGUUGCUAUCGCAACACGCCUUUCAAAAUGGACUCAGCGAACUCCAGUUAGCAAUAUGUUCCUGGAUCUGUUACUCCAAAGUAUACCGAAAAAUGCCAAUCGGCUGCUCAAUUAUUCUGGCGCGUCUGCAAGAGCUGACGCUCGUGUGGUCAGAUAAAGAGUUGGAACAGGAACAUAAACGGGCGGUUACCAAUUAUGAGUUAUUCAAAAAAAUAGCUGAAGUACCCGAGGGCAAAGCGUUUGGUCACAUUAUGAAUGUGGACAUUCGGAGAAUGGUAAUCCAUCUGACCAAUUUGACUGAUGAUUUGCGGGCGGCGGACACGCUCCACCGAGAAUUGUUUGAAGAUGGCAGGCUAGGUAGUUUGGUCGGAAACAUACUAAACACAGCUCAAAAUAAAAUGCAGGACGGGGUGGAACCCGAACACAAGUUGGACCAAGACAUGUUGGAAUUGUUUUCGCUGUUCCACGCAAUCCAAAAGUUUGAACUAUUUGAGAGUUCACGGAUAGAUAAAUGGGUGUAUUUCUCGAAAACAGUGCAAUUUGGGUUCAAGUGGAUCAUAAGUUUGACGGAAACUCGGGGACUGUGCCUACCUGAUGAGCCCGAAACGGAAAGAACUCGUGAAGAACAAAGCUCCUCACCCCCCGGCACGUUAGAGGAAUUACCCAUGAUUUCACCCUCAGCUCAGAAACUAAUGGACGACAUGCGAGCGAUGUUAUUCACGUGGAUCGAAUGCUGUUGGCCCGGUGUAGAGACUUACGGUGUGAUAGCCAAGAUGGUGCUCGAAAAAUUGUUCGAUUCUGCAAUAUCCUACGCCCGAAAUUUGCACGAAAAGCUUCGUCUAAAGGGUUACUGUGAUGAGGAAGGUCAGUUCGAUAUUUCACCUCAGCUCUGCAUGGCGUUAAGCGCCCUAGAUCGUGUGAUUAUCUGGACUCAGACAAUACCGGAAAGCUGCGGUUGGUCUCGUCGUAAAUCUUGUGCAUCUGGGCAACCGGAGGAAAAAUCUCGUCUACUUGAUGAAGCCAGGCAAAGUAGUCCCACUGUGCCGCGUUUGGAACGGAUCCCUAGAGAAGAUUUACAGGCACUCUAUGAAAUACAACGUUCGGGAGUCAUCGAAAUCCGACACGUUCUGGAUCGCAUUUUCUACAGAGUAACAGCAAAGAUGCGUCCAGAAAUCCGGAAGAAUGUUUAUCACUUAUGCUGGUGCGCCUCUACCAGUCCUACGGAGAAGGCACUGAAUGACUUGCUGGUUUAUUUAGAAUCCAACAUUGACACUUUACGUAGACAAGUGUCUACUGGACUUCUACGACGCUGCUACCUGGAGUUGUGGUCAGAAUGUCUGGAGCAAUUUAUCGAACAAGCCCAUAAAGAAGCCGAGGUGGCUCCCGGUAUUGGCGGACCGGGUGCAUAUCUCAACCCACCAGAUUCAGCUUCGACACCGAACACACUUGUUAUACCUCUGUCCACACAUUUUACCGAAUCCCAGUCACCCGACGCGCCAAAUUUAGUUGAUCCUGAGACUGUAUUGAGGGCAAAGUCUACACUGCUAAAACUCAAGCAUGCCACCGAACUAUUGCUACAAUUUUUCAUGCGGACCACCAAUGGGCUACUGGAAAAAUAUGAGCUGGAGAAUGAAACAUACCAAGACAAAACAUCCAGAUCGUCUUACGGCACACUCAGCGUAAGCGUCAGUCUUCAACACUCGGAACUUAUUGUCGAGGUUCGAAAUGCUUCUGGAUUACUUCCACUGGAUUCAAAUGCCCACAACCGGUUUCGCCCUUCUUGGGGCUCAUCAGCUAGGCGCAGUCUCCUAGUUUCCGUCAACUUUAUAUUUCACUUGAACACAAAUUGCACUGUUUUCGAGAAAUACACUCAUUUUCAAAUCAAUUUGAUUUUCACGAGAGACUCAACUGAAUUUUUCGCUUGUGGUAUUCAACAACUAAAUGUGCUGCACACACGCUGCCUCAUGAUUCAGUUGGCACGAUAUUCGAGACAUCGGAGUCUGUCGGAUCCUUUUGUGGUUGUCGACCUCCUGCCGCGGCACAUAUUCAAAGUAUCUCCCAGGCAAAUGAGGACCAGGAUUGUAAAAAACAGCCUAGACCCUAUUUUCAACGAACAAUUUGAAUUUACUGCAACUGAAGUUGAACUGCGACACCCUUCAGCGUGUCUGGCUUUUGUGAUAAUGGAUCACGACAUUCUGUUGUCCGAUGAUUUGGAAGGAGUCUCGUUCCUGCGUUUAUCUACCCUUUUCGAACCGAGACGUGAAGGUAGCUGCAGGCAGGGCCCUUCGCUCAACUGUGUCUUGCCAGUUUUACAUCCCACACAUAAAAAGUACAGUGCAUUUCGCGUGCUGAGUCAGCGCACAGAUCAGUAUGCACAGGAAGUCUACAAACGGUGGCAGCCCGUGGAGCAAGACGGCUCUAGCUAG
Messenger RNA from Opisthorchis viverrini, 2676 nucleotides. RefSeq lists its product as hypothetical. Lineage: Eukaryota; Metazoa; Platyhelminthes; Trematoda; Opisthorchiida; Opisthorchiidae. Bases 1 to 2676 code for a protein of 891 amino acids. The record is from RefSeq and is a predicted model, not a curated record. The transcript has 16 exons.